AGGUUGAGCUGUCAAAUUAUUCUCUGUAGGCUUGUUUGUAAACGAAAAUAUAUAACAUUAAUCGUUAUUUGAGUUUUUUUAUUUAUUUAAUAUUUAAAUCGUAAUUUGAAAUUUAACUAAAGACUUUUGUUUAAAAGAUGGAUGAAAAGGAAGAGUUGGUAAAAAAAUCAUUAUUUAAUUUCGUUAGAAAACAAGUACCUACAGCACAGCUCAGCUUGAUAGAUGACAUUGUAUUGAGCUAUGUGGUGAGUAUGGUAGAGGAGAGCGCUUUGGAGGAGGACCUGGAUGUCGAAGGGUUGUGUGAAAUGGUCUCGGCUUGUUUGCCAGAAUUUUCAACGAUUGAAAAAGAAGCUGUGACGAAGUGGCUGCUUGAUGUCGAGAGUAAACUCAGAGAAGAAAAUAAAGAAGAAGAGGCUGAUAAUUUUCAGCCUCAUGAAUCAUUUAGCCAGCUAAGUUUGACUGCUCUGUUGCCACCAGACUCACAAAGGAUAAGAGUUCAUCAUUUAUCAGAGACAAGUGAUGCUGGAAGUGAUUCUAGUGGGGAAUAUUUUACAGAACAAAAUGAAACUUCCUGGCAUCAAGUAACACUACUUCAGGAAAUGUUUCCAGCAGCAAGUCCAGCUGAGAUUCGUCACUGUCUCACUAUAGCUGGUGGAGAUGCUGCUAAAGCUGCUCAAAUAGCUCUACAUAGACAAGAAGCUGGUCAAAGUAUCACGAGUAAUCUCACUUAUCUUACGCAACCUAAUCGACGCUCAAAGGCUAGUGUAAAUGAUGAAGAGUUAAAGUCCCGAAUAAUAGCACGCUACAGUUACGUUGAUCGUGACGACGAUUCACGUGAGCAUCGUCCUGUGACUCCUAAACGUGAACCGAAAAAACUGGUACGUUAUUUAGACAAUAAAAUAGUAAGUGUUAAAGGAGAGAGAUAUACAGAGAUACGUCGGGGUGGUGAAGAUGACGAUGGUAAUGAAGGUGCACGAAAGCGGGGCCACUGCCGUCCGUAACCAGUAACCAUGCCUCCACCCCCUGAUCCACCCCCUUGGAGGCAUAUCUCAUUCUCAUUUACUGUUAUUCAAUCUUACUUUAUUUAAAUCCGUAUUAUUAUUAUUAUUAUUAUUAUUAUUAUUACUAUGUAAAUAAUAUGUUUUUAAAAUUAUUAUUUAAUAAGCGGACAAUCAUUAUCAAUUGUCACUCGAGUCACAUUAGCUGAGUCUGAAAAUUUUAAUCAUUUUUAUAAUUUCAUUUCAUAUUUAAACUUAUUCAGGUUGGACAUUUAAUUAUUUGUUAUUUAUUUUUUUUUUGUCAUGAAAAAAGAAAAAUAAAUAAAUAAAUAAAGUCAGAAUAUCCUACCAAAUGAUGACAUUUAUUUUUUAAGUGAUACUGCAUUUUUUUUAUCUAAUCAAGACUACAAAAAAAAUGAAAAAAUGAAAAAAAAAUAGUCAAAAAAAAGUUCAAUACACACUGAAUUGCCCAAUAUUUGAAUAUUUUCAAAUACUCUAGUUAUGGGACCUUUUUUGACCGGACUUUACUUUUUUUUAAGUUGUCUUUGUUUUUAAGUUACUUUUUUUUAUUUUUGACUGAAUUUAUAUCGAUGUUUUUUAGUUGUAUUUUUUUUAAGGGGGUAAACAAUCUAUGGAUAAAUAUCUAGAGAUUAUUUUUCGUUCUUUACUAUAAUUUCAAACUUAGUCUGCUUUACUAAUUAAGAAUUCUAUAAAGAUAUAGAAUAAAAUAUUAUAUAUAUGUAAUUCAAAAAAGUAAUGUUAAUUAACGUAUAGUUACUACUCGAUAAUAGUAGAAAAUUAAAAGAAAAAAAAACGUAAAUAAUUUAUAACUGAGUCUGCAUUUAAGACGAAACUUUUU
Microplitis demolitor is the source of this 1857-nucleotide messenger RNA. RefSeq names its product CUE domain-containing protein 2. The record is from RefSeq and is a predicted model, not a curated record. The coding region runs from base 138 to 1001 and encodes 287 amino acids. The transcript has 5 exons. NCBI's taxonomy places the organism in Eukaryota, Metazoa, Arthropoda, Insecta, Hymenoptera, Braconidae.